This is a messenger RNA of Hyaloscypha bicolor E, 6636 nucleotides long. Its product is annotated as cell division-associated protein-like protein bimb. The record is from RefSeq and is a predicted model, not a curated record. Gene Ontology annotation, cellular component: nucleus; centrosome; mitotic spindle pole body. Lineage: Eukaryota; Fungi; Ascomycota; Leotiomycetes; Helotiales; Hyaloscyphaceae. Bases 81 to 6464 code for a protein of 2127 amino acids. The transcript has 3 exons. Gene Ontology annotation, molecular function: cysteine-type endopeptidase activity; protein binding. Gene Ontology annotation, biological process: meiotic chromosome separation; proteolysis.
AUUGAUCUGCCCAUUGGCAUCUUGUAUAAUGCGUACUCUUCGAUAACACUGCACUUGCUGUACUUAGUGUUUGUAUCGUAAUGGCCUCUCUUCAAGCCACCGCAGACUCGAUUCGCGCCGCUGUGGGCUCAAUCUCGACCUGCGCACCGGUCACGGCAACACUACUCAGCGAGCUCUUACUCCCCAAGACCGGCAUUCAACAUAUUACAACUGCCUCAAGUUCGAUAAAAUCUACGAAAACCACCGCAUCGUCGAAACAUAAAUCUACAAAGCCGGCUUCGAAGUCUAGAAAUCAGAAAGUUGCAAGCGAAGACAAACUGGGGAAAGGUGAAAAUCAGUUGUCACCGAAGGAAAGGUCAAUAUUGGCCACCGAGAUUAUCAAUGCUACUCUCAAAAACCUCAGCGAUGCCAUCAGGGCACCCGUCUCCGGGCCAGUACAGGGGCAAGGCUCCUCCAAGGACGUGAUUAAAGCUUCUGCGAGGAAAGCACUUCGGCGGUCGAAUUCAUUACCUCAAUCCCCGUUACAGCCCCGGUCCCUAAACAGAGUCUCGAGCUCUCCAAGCAUAUCUAGUCGUGAGAUCAGGCCAUCUUCUUCAUCAUCAUCGUCGAUUGCCUCUUCUGAACACCGGUCCACUGCCGAAUGUGCUCGGAUCGCAUUCUCCUGCCUUCGAACAUUGCAAGCUUCCAAAAUAGCAGGCAUCGACUUCCCAGAUCUUCAACUCGAGAAUGGGAUGUCUGUGUUGAUCGGGAAGCUUGUAUCGUUAGGAUUGGAUGAUCUGGCAACCAAAGAAUUGAGGAUUUUGAAGCGCCGGCUGGAAUCAGUAGAUGGAUCAAAGAAGAGCUCUGUACCAAAGGUGUCACCCACAGCAAAUGCCCAGACCUUGCCUGAAUUGCUAGAUUUUGGGAAGACACAGUUCACAGGGGCGAGAUUAGGAUUGGUGAUCACAACUCAACUGCAGAUCCUACGACUGAUGGCCUCUUCCCGGAAGCCACAGCAUGCUGAAGCUGCUCUCCCGUUAUUAAUCACCAGUCAUCCGUCAUCCCCAACGAGAUUACUCCUCUUGGCCGCCAAGGAGUCAAAAGACCUUAAACGAGCGGAGAAGCUUAGUCGCCAGCUCCAAAACCUGUCAGAGAUACUGCUAUCCAUCACUCCUAGUGUCUCCCCAGCAGACGAUGCUCUUGCUGUCGAGGGAAGACUCAGUGUAAUACCGGAGGCCGCAGUUCAGUUGCAGACUCUGGCUUUCCAUAACCGAUUCCUUUGGUGGGGGAUUGUGGGCCAUAAGGGAAACCUGUCUAGGGAGAUAUUUGAUCCUUUCCUCCGGUGCCUUUCAUCAUUUGCUCGACGAAGUCGAAGUGAUGCACCUGAUAAAUAUCGAAUAUCCGCCUCUAUUACUGCAGACCUCAUGACUCUACUUAAUGAUUGCUCCGAUUCUCAACCACGCGGUCUCAAGUGCGUACUCGGAGGCAUCUACAAAAUCCUUGGAUCCUUUGCAAAAGAUGCAAACCUUAUCUCGGAGGCAAUUGAAUGGACCGAAGAAUACCGCAAAACUUUAGAUCCCAAGAUCGACUCAGAAGCGAAGAGAUGCUCUGCCAUUGCUCGAUUGGUAUCGCUCAAGCUUCGAAUGACAACCAUUAAUCCCAAGGACGAAGGACUACUCCUUACCCUCCUCGAAGAACUAGAACGCCCUUUCAAGGGCGAAUCCUCCGAGAUCGAUGACCUGUUGAUCGAAGCGUUUCAAGCAAGAAGAUCUGCCAUGACUGUUCUUUCUCAGUAUAAGGUUUCGUCAGGGCCGACUGCCGCCAACAAGAUGCCUGACGGUCUCCGUCAAAUGUGUGAAUCUCUAGUCUUCUUAUGCCCGCGAUUAUCAAUAAGAUAUUUAGGAAGCCCUCCGGAUGUCAACUCUGCAACGAAAGACAUCCUCCGCCAUGAGCAACGGCGAUACUUCAUCAGCAAACCAGCUCUUAAUUCAAUAGAUUCAGUAUUGUUUUUGGCGAGGACAUUUCUCGGGGAAGGCCAAAUGGCGUGGGACUUGGUCGACUCGAAGCUUCAAGAUUGCAUUUUGCUUCUUAAUCGACUUGACCUGAGCCGUGACGACGCCACUGCAUGCGAAGGACCGUCAUCGCACCACGUUAGAAUUUCGAAUCUUUAUUAUACUUUGUAUCUUGACAUGCGGCGGAGUCCUGACAGUACCAAAGACAGCCAGCAACUUCGAGUUCUACGGCGGUCCAUCGAUGCCGUUCGAGCACGGCCGUGCCAGGAGAGAAAGGAAGCUCUCUUGCCUACAAAACUUGAGCGAUUGGCAGAAUUUUGUAAGACGACAGGUCGUUAUGAUGAGCUUUCCAAGACACUAUCCAGCCUCCGAGACGAAAUAAUCAGUGAUGGCUGUCUUUCCGCCGUAGCUGAAAUGGCUUCGUUCCGGCCGAUUAAGGUGGUUUGGAAUGGAGAGGAUGCUGAGGCGGCCACGCUUGGCCGGACGAUCCAAUCUCUUCUCAGAGUACAGAUAAAGUACUCAAGCUCAGUGUCGGAAAUCUCACUCUUUCAAUCGUCAUGGUCAGAAGAGGAAAUUGGUGCGGUUCUGGAACUUCAGCUUGAUACACUAUCAAAGCAAGCAAGUGAGUCAACAACUGCUCACUGUCUUCUGUCCCAGGCUUUGCGGAAACUUCUUUCAGUAUACGACCGAGCACGAUUUCCCCUUCGACGGAUUCGAAUUCUACUACGGUUGUGGCCGUUGGACAUAGAAAACUUGGAGGAAAUUGUGCAGGAUGUGCCCACGGAACUGAGUGUUACAUCAAUGACGGGGCUUACCAUCGAAGGGACGAGGGAUGAGCGUCUGGCAGGGUAUCUUGAGCACUUGCGUGCCAUGGCAUUAACGACAACCGAGCUUCGGCAAGAAAAGCCAAGCGUUGAUGUUCUGAAAGAAAGUCUUGGAGUGUGGUCGUCCAUCAGAAAACGUUGCGAAGAGUUUGCGGCUCUGGAGCGUCAGGUGGAUGACAUCCCAGGUCUUGUCGCCCAUCUACACACCAUUGGAGACUACUUUGAGAUGAAGGGGCAUGCUACUGCUCGAGUCGCCGUUUUACGAUUGAUAGCGGAUAUCGACGAACUUUAUAGUGAUAAAUCUAGCCCGGAUGAUCUUGUUCUCGGGUUCACACGUCUUGGAGUCCAAUGGCUACAGCUUGGAUACUCCAGAAAGGCUGGACUGGCAUUGGACAGGGCAAGAAUAUACAAUCAACAGAAUGGGGUCACCGCAUUUGCGUCUCUACAGCUGCAUAUUUCGUACUCUCAAUACUUGCUGGCCAUAGGUAACCUAGACAAAAUUGAGGAUUACCUGGCGUCUGCGCAAAGUAUGUAUUCGCUAGCAAAAGACCAAUUAUCCAGACAAAGAUCAGUUUCUGGUCUUCAACAAAAGACGAAAAUGAAUCUUUUGAUAUCUGACGCCUGCCUUCUGUACUCCAUGUUGGCUAUGGAACGUGGGACCGCUUCACUUGCACUUACUCAUGCCAAGCAGUGUGUCCGGCUCCUACGGCGUGCUUGGGCAAAUACAGAAGAAGAAACGGGGAGAAAAAUCAGUUUGCCGGAUUCUUCCAGCCAGAAAGCAACAGAAAAGCUGGUCCAGGAGCUUUCACAGCUCAACUUGUCCACUACCAACAUGCAAAUGGAUGUUUCGAUUGUCCGAACGUCUAGCGGUUCAACCCUUUGGAAUCUUGUCGCUCCUCUCUUCCACGGUCUCAGGUAUCUUUCACAACUCUACGCUCAUCACGGCAUGUUUCAAGAAACACUGUAUUAUGCGCAGCAAGCCUACAAACUUUCAACGGAAGUUGGAUCGGAAACUCAUCUGGCUAUGGCCGCUGCUCAUUUGGGAUCUAUUUGGUUGAAAUCUGGAAACCUGGAGAAAGGGUCAGAAUUCCUGAUGGAGGCUCAGCAAGUCUCAACCCCAUGCGAGAAGAAUCGAGACACAGCACUCCGGAUGUAUCACUUGGGCAGUAUGCAUGGCCUCCUUGGUGAUCGAGAUGCCGAAAUUGUUGCAUAUGACCAAGCACAAGAUGUUCUUCAGUCUCUCACAACGGCGACUUAUAUCGAAUUUCUCGACAAGUUUCCGGACCAGUCCAGCGAUGUGCAUGAGCAGAUGCCCAAACUCACGGUUUCAAAACGAAGGGAGCCAGCUUCCCGAAAGGCUGUUGGACGUCCCAAGGCUGCUGGAGCAAAGGACAAAACUGUUGCCCAAGCACACUCACAAACCGAGGAGGGUCCAUUAGUAGCUGAAAAAUGCCCUCAAUUAACAUUACUGAAAGCUGUGAUCCUACGCGAUAAAGCUCGGGCACUGAUCUCCAACAUGAAGUUUGCUGAGGCACUCGAGUGUCUGAAUGAAGCUGAAGCAUUCGCCAACACUCAGAUCGAAAUUGUUGAUCAAGGCCUCGCGAGAGCGAAGCAUCUCCUGCUGCACAGCGUAGAACAGAUGAACGCAGAUCCAGUCUAUUCCGUGUUGCAAGACUCAACCAUAUCGUUCCCAUCAGUUGUAGGAUCUUCAAAAAUGGAGAAACAUGGGGAUAGACUAUCUGUUAUUAAAGUAUCUCCUCCUAGGAAGGCUCAGAUGUCGAGAAAUAACCGGGAUCGGGCGGGAUCGAAGAGCCCAGCACCUGAUAGCUUCUUUGACAAGUUGCGUCAAGCUCAAGAGCAUUUAACGGAAGUACAUUCCAUCGCUAUUGCUGUCGCUCCAAUGGCUGUCAUUUACAAAGUAUCCACUCUGCUAAACAGCGUUGCGAUUCUCCUCUCUGCCGCUGGUCAAGUCAAGGGUAAAAUUCUGGCAAAUCCUGGGUUUGCAAGUUGCUUCAUUGAAACGGCACGAACUCUUGCAUGUCGUCGGGAAUCCAAAGCCAUUCGCGUUGACUCGCACCCUACAUCGAAAUUAGAAGAAUCGUCCUGGCCUAAUGUCGGAUGUUGUGAUGCUAGAAGGUCUAGCUUAGGAUUCCAUGGCGAUACGUCUCGGUUCCAGAAGGACCAUAUCGAUAUUAUUCCCAAGUCAUGGACGGUGAUCUCAGUUUCCCUUAGCGAGAGCCAUCACGAGCUGUCAAUAACCAAAUUCCAAGCUGGGCAUAGCCCAUUUAUUUUACGCUUACCACUCGCACGACAUAAUUCAAUGGACGCAGACGAGGAAGUUUUCGGGUUCGAACAAGGUCGCUCUGAGCUCCUGGAAGUCAUCGACCUCGCAAAUGAGAGUGCUCACGAUGCCCACAGUAGAAGUGGACGAGAAGCUAGACAAGCUUGGUGGGAGCAAAGAGAAGCCUUAGACGCGCGUCUCAGAGAUCUCCUUGAAAAUAUAGAAAAGGUCUGGCUGGGAGGCUUUACCGGAAUCUUUUCCCAGCAUGCACGACGACCAGAGUUGCUUGCACGUUUCCAGAAAUCAUUUCAAAACAUCCUGGACAAGCACCUCCCAUCGAGGCAGAAGACUGGAAAGAAGACUAAUGUGCCACGCAUCACAUUGGACUCUCGGAUUUUGGACCUUUUCAUCGGACUAGGGGACGCGUCGGAUGAGGACUGUGAUUUUUCAGAGCCAUUGACUGACUUGCUCUAUUUUGUUGUGGAUGUUCUGCAGUUUCACGGAGAACUCAACGCGUAUGCAGAGAUCGACUUUGACUCCAUUGUCGUGGAGACACACGAUGCGUUGCGGUCCUACCACCAAGCUGUUCGGGGAUCUAAUCAAAUCGACGAGGGCCGCCACACUAUUCUUAUACUCGACAAAGCGCUGCACGCCUUCCCCUGGGAGUCCUUGCCUUGUAUGGAUGGUCUUGCAGUGUCGCGUUUGCCAUCCCUUGGUUGCCUGAGGGAAAGAGUAAUUAAGCAGGACCAAGAUGUGCCAAAGGAUGCUCCGGAUGGACACUACAUCAGUCAAGGAAACGGAUCCUACAUUCUCAAUCCAAGUGGUGACCUUAAACAUACACAAAGUACAUUCCAGAAAUCCCUUGAGAGUCUGAAUAGCUGGGAUGGCAUCACCAACAGAGAGCCAAGUGAGGACGAGAUCAAGACAGCAUUGACAUCGAAGGAUCUCCUCUUAUAUUUCGGCCACGGAAGUGGAGCUCAGUACAUUCGAGCUCGAGAGAUCAAGAAGCUCGACAAGUGUGCCGUCGCCAUGCUCAUGGGUUGUAGCAGUGGAGCUCUUAUCGAGACCGGCCUUUUCGAGCCAUAUGGGCCUCCCACCAACUACAUGCAUGCCGGCUGUCCUGCCUUGGUUGCAACAUUGUGGGACGUUACGGAUAAGGAUAUUGAUAGAUUUGCGAAGAGCACUUUUGAGCACUGGGGUCUUUUUGAACCAGGGACAGUGGGGAAAGGCAAGGGAAGACUGAAGGCAGAGCAAAGUGGACAAAUGUCAUUGGUGGAGGCGGUUGCCAAGGGAAGAGAGGCGUGUAACCUUCGAUACCUGAACGCUGCAUCUGUAUGUGUUUACGGCGUUCCGGUGUACUUCAGAUGAUCGUUGGAGAGUCAGUUUUGGAUGAUGGUAGGAUUAGAUGAUCAUUUAUUAAUUAGAAAGGUUAAGGAUAGAGUUGAGCUCUUAAAGGCGAGGGGCCUUGGGGUGUAAAUAUUGAUGCCACUUGCCAAUGCUUGCUUGCCCAAACCAAAAGGACCAAAAAGAAGGCUACACC